AGCGGAAGGCAGAGGAAUGUGAUCGUAUGUAUUCCCUCCUCAACAGAACAAAACCUCUCAAUUCUGUUUUUUCGGAGGCCCCGUCAGAUGCAGUUCAUUGUGCUUAUGUAAUCAGACCUUCGCGGUGUCGAUAUUCUUUCCCUCGUCGGGCAUCUCGAAACGCAUCAGUGUCAUCAUGGAAAAACCAACUUUCCGGCAGACUGUAUAUAUAUUGACAGUAGAAAAUCCCAAGCAAGCCUUGCAGCCCGCUGGUUCAUUGGAGUUACUAUCGAUUCACAAUGACAGCAGUCUCUCAGACGGCGUAUCUCCCUCAAAUAGGCGGACGGCAUUUGGACGCUGCAAACAAGACCCAGAAUGAGAACCCAAGGGAUAUAGAUCAAAAUGCCUACCGAUUACCUCUAGGCGUCACCGCCCAGAAGUCCGGGGAAACCCCUUUGGCGGCAUUUAGCCCGACUCGCGAUGCCCCCGCCAAUGGGUACGGGGCGACGAGAGUUCCCGGAAUGUUGGGCGAAUUGCCCGGACGCAUGCGGAGGAGCCGGCCGGGGUCGAUAUACAAAAUGCAAUUAGGCAGUCAGGAUGUACAAACACUGGUCCAACGACUUAUCGCAAGUGGGACCUCCACGAAUCUAGGGAAACGGGACCUAGAGGCGUUGAUUGCGCCUGCGGCGUUGGGGAUAUCGCAACAUCAGCGAUCGGCAAAUGAGGAAGAUGCGCAGCCGAGCGAGAGCAUAUGGAGCGACGAUGCAAAUGGCGCAAAGACGAUUCCGUACCCACCACCGCCAGAGACGGGGGGGCCGUAUAGGAUGCCAACGAUCUCGACCCCGAUUUUGCAGCAGAACGUGAGACUGGACGCGAUUAUCGGGUUGCUGAACAAGGCUAUGGGGCCGGAAGGUCGGGGAUAUGGAGGGAAUGGACGCGGGAACCUCCGGGCACAUGAUAGAGCGUUGUAUAGUUUCGAUACUGAUGAUAGACAUGGAGGGUUCGAGAGGAACCUGCUGGAUAUUCAGAAGCUUUUUGAGCGAGCAAAGAACUUCGACGACCGAACACAGAGCACCACCUCCCUUUUAGCCGGGGAUCUGGACAAAGGCGGAAAGCGCCGCAAGGCCGAAAAAUCGCCCACCACCGCCACCCAUCACCAAUCGCCCAUGUUUGACAUGCAGCUCGAGAACAAGACGCUGGCGGGCAGGAAGCCGAUACGGGUGAUAGCAGCGGAACUGGAGAAGCGGAUAGAGACGCUGAAGACGAAUCAGUCUGAGUGGGAUUUGUUCCAGAAUCGGAUAUCGGAUUACCGAGCGAUGGACUUGAAUCGUGCGCGAACGGCUCCAGCGGAUAUGGUGCGAGCCAACAAGCUAACAGUGCAAGAGCAACUGCCUCAAGUUCGGCGGCAAAGGCUGGCAAGCGCUAGAGAGCAAAGAAGUCACCACAUGCAAGAGAUCCGAUCCCGGAAGCGAGCACAGGACCUGGAAAAAUGGCGAGAGAAGAUGGCAGCUCUGGCCAAAAAAGAGACGGCCGUAGAAGCGUUACGUCUAAAAGAAAAAGAGCAACUAGGCCGAGGCGAAGCCAUGCAAAAGAAGUGGUUCAUGCUCACCGCCGUCGCUAGCCGGAUGACGAUGAUUCAGAUCGUUCUCGAGACCGAACGCCAACGCCGCGCAAUCAACUACCUCCAUGGCCACUUGGCACGUCUCAUCCAGCGGACGUGGCGGAGAUACAUCCGGAAGAAGCAGGAGGCGGAUAAGAUUACUGCGUUGGCGAAGAUCGCCGUUGUCUUCCGGAAAUACGUCGCCCGCCGCCGCGAGCUCCAGCGGCACCUAGCCGCCGACACGAUCCGCCAAUUCCUGCGCGACGUCUACGACGUGUCCCGUCUCAUGAAGGUCGUCAAGAAGUAUCGAUUCUCUGUCGUAAAAGCCCAAAACAUCGUCCUAGCCUGGCACGCAAUCCGCAACGCGCAAGUGGACGUCGUGUGCAAAUACUGGGACAAGCUCGAACCCGCGUGGUGGAACCAACGGAAGGGCGCCGAUGCGGAUGAUAAGAAGGAUAAGGGGAAGAGCAAGAAGUCGAGGGGGAAGUCGAGGAAGGAUGAUCAUGGGGAUAAGAUUCCGUUGAAUGUUACGGGCGACAUCAAGCGCAACGUAGUCCUAACAGACCUGAUUCAACGGCGGAAAGUGCAUCGGGUGGCCCUCGCCAAGUGGGAGCAGGAUCUGGGGACAUACUCUGCCAGCCACAAGAAUGGGAAAAUAGACCCAGGGGCGCCUAAACGUCCGGUCUUCAAGCUCCUACCGCAUCAGGCAGAUAUGCUCCAGCUCAUCGAGAAAGGAUUCCUUGAGGCUGCGUCUUCUAAUUGGAAGUAAUCGCAUGGAAGCGCGUUACCCGGUUUGUACAUAUACAGUAUAUUAAUCCAACGUCAUGAAGCGGAGUGGAUAUCAUUGAGGCUCAGAAAUGGCCCUACGACUGUCCUAUCGAUCUGGAAGAAGGCAAGCAGCCACCUUUCGGCCCGAUCUACAACCUCAGCGAACCAGAAAUGAAAGCACUCUGCGAAUACCUCGAAGAAAACCUUGCCAAAGGAUUCAUCAAACCCUCAAAGUCCCCUGUCGGUGCGCCAGUCUUAUUCGUGAAGAAAAAGGACGGUUCUCUCCGCUGAAUU
Messenger RNA from Fimicolochytrium jonesii, 2641 nucleotides. RefSeq lists its product as uncharacterized. Bases 279 to 2348 code for a protein of 689 amino acids. The record is from RefSeq and is a predicted model, not a curated record. Lineage: Eukaryota; Fungi; Chytridiomycota; Chytridiomycetes; Spizellomycetales; Powellomycetaceae. The transcript is spliced from 13 exons.